AUGUCUGACAAGAAGUACGAAGACUUCAGCGUCCGCGUGCCCGAACAGAGCCUGCGCAGCCCGUCGUCCCCGUAUCGCGAGGAAAAGGACCCCUUCAUCCCAGCGCACCCGUCCCGAGCCCCGUCGCAGCACAACAUGGCGUCCCCGUUGAACAAGGUCGAGAACAGCCCGCCGCUGUCCAUCCUGGCGUACUGUCUCUCGUCCAUCUCCAUGACCGUGGUCAACAAGUAUGUCGUCUCCGGUACCGAGUGGAACUUGAACCUGUUCUACCUCGCGGUUCAGUCGAUCGUCUGCAUUGCUACCAUCGAGGCCUGCAAGCAGAUGGGCAUGAUCAAGAACCUCGCCCCCUUCGACAUGAACAAGGGCAAGCGGUGGUUCCCCGUCUCGCUGCUGCUCGUCGGCAUGAUCUACACCAGCACCAAGGCGCUGCAGUUCCUGUCCGUCCCCGUCUACACCAUCUUCAAGAACUUGACCAUCAUCGUCAUUGCCUACGGUGAGGUUCUAUGGUUCGGCGGCAGCGUCACCCCGCUCGCCCUGCUCUCGUUCGGUCUCAUGGUUCUGAGCUCCGUCGUCGCCGCUUGGGCCGACCUGGGCCACGCCAGCCAGACCGCCGAGGCCGCUGCCGCCUUGGCUACCCUCAACGCCGGCUACGCCUGGAUGGGUCUCAACGUCUUCUGCACCGCCUCGUACGUGCUGGGCAUGCGCAAGGUCAUCAAGAACAUGAACUUCAAGGACUGGGACACCAUGUUCUACAACAACCUCCUGACCAUCCCCGUCCUCCUGGUCGGCUCCCUGCUCGUCGAGGACUGGUCGACCCUCAACUUCCAGAAGAACUUCCCGGUCGAAUCGCGAAACUCGCUGAUGAUUGGCAUGAUCUACUCGGGCAUGGCCGCCAUCUUCAUCUCGUACUGCUCGGCCUGGUGCAUCCGUGUCACGUCGUCGACCACGUACUCCAUGGUUGGUGCGCUCAACAAGCUGCCCAUCGCCGUCAGCGGUCUGGUCUUCUUCUCGGCCCCCGUCACGCUGGGCAGCGUCUCGGCCAUUUUCAUCGGAUUCGUAUCGGGCAUCGUCUACGCGUGGGCCAAGGUGCGACAGAGCCAGAUUGGCAAGAUGGUGCUGCCCACGUCGCAGCCGAUCCAGAGCGCCAGCGCCAAGAGCAGCCGCGAUGCUGCCAACUCAUAG
Neoarthrinium moseri is the source of this 1182-nucleotide messenger RNA. RefSeq lists its product as uncharacterized. Gene Ontology annotation, molecular function: antiporter activity; GDP-mannose transmembrane transporter activity. The record is from RefSeq and is a predicted model, not a curated record. NCBI's taxonomy places the organism in Eukaryota, Fungi, Ascomycota, Sordariomycetes, Amphisphaeriales, Apiosporaceae. The coding region runs from base 1 to 1182 and encodes 393 amino acids. The transcript has 3 exons. Gene Ontology annotation, cellular component: Golgi apparatus.